GGGGGAGAACUUUUCUGCUUGCAUUUUAUUAAAGUCGAGCGACGUACAAGUGUGAAGUCAUGGACAAUCAAGUCAAAUAGCUGGUGGAGGAUUUUAUCGACACAACAGCGGGGCUGCAGCAGGUGGAAGCAGCAGCAGCCGCCGCCGAGAUGACCAACUUGAACUGGAAGCCGUUCAUCUACGGAGGGAUGGCCUCGAUUGUCGCAGAAUUUGGGACAUUCCCCAUUGACCUGACUAAGACGCGUCUACAGGUCCAGGGUCAGUCCCAAUAUACAGAGGUGCGCUACAAAGGCAUGUUCCACGCUCUCUUCAGGAUUGGCAAGGAGGAGGGUGUCCGGGCGCUCUACUCUGGGAUUUCUCCUGCCCUGUUGAGACAAGCCUCUUAUGGGACAAUCAAGAUCGGAACCUACAAUUCUCUAAAAAGGCUGUUUGUCAGUCACCCAGAAGAUGAAACCCUGGUCAUCAACGUCUUCUGUGGUGUGGUGUCUGGAGUCCUGUCGUCCUCGCUGGCCAAUCCCACUGACGUCCUCAAGAUCAGAAUGCAGGCGCAGGGCAGUCUGCUCCAAGGCAGCAUGAUGUCCAACUUCAUCAACAUCUACCAGACAGAGGGCACCAGAGGGCUGUGGAGAGGUGUCAUCCCCACAGCACAGCGAGCGGCCAUUGUCGUCGGGGUGGAACUUCCUGUCUAUGACAUAACGAAGAAGCACCUCCUUCGCUCUGGCUACAUGGGAGACACCAUUUUGACACAUUUCAUUUCAAGUUUCACAUGUGGCUUGGCGGGGGCGCUGGCCUCCAACCCUGUAGAUGUUGUUCGAACCCGCAUGAUGAACCAGCGAGUUAUGUCAGGAGGCCCCAUGUACAAAGGAACACUGGACGGCGUGAUGCAGACUUGGAAGAACGAGGGCUUCUUUGCUCUCUAUAAGGGAUUCUGGCCUAACUGGCUGCGACUGGGGCCUUGGAACAUCAUUUUCUUCAUCACCUUCGAGCAGCUGAAGAAUCUCCCGUUUUAACAUGAGCAGGAAGUGGGACUGCACUGAUCUGCCAGACUGUGACGGACAUAAGCGGGGUGUGAAGCACGGCAGCAUCUGGAGUUUUGGCACCAGUAUACCCACACUCCCUUCUAAAUCCAUACGACGAUACAAUGCAGUAUCAGUAACCUGCCCGUGCUUAUCCAAACCUUAUGUUGACUUCUCUUUUUCUUUUCUUUUUUGCAAAUGUAUUUACUGUCACUGAUUCUGUUGUAGUCUCACCCUCAACCAUAUUUGACACUCCCCAGGCAGCUAAAUAUUAAGUUGUAGCAGAAGACUGAAAGUUUGGAGGUCUAGGUUUAUAUCCUUGAGGAGGUGUGACAGUGGGUUUUCCACUGUGAAUUUGGCUAGUGAAAUCUGAACUUAAAAGACAAACAGAGAAGAGAAAAUAAUUCUGAUUGUAUUCUCGGGAUUCCUACACAGAUAUGGAAAAACAUGGGGAAAUUAUUUAUUAAUAGGGCUAGCAAUUACAAUCUGGAAAAAAUAUAGGGAAAAGCUUUUAGUUCAGUUCAGACACGCCUGGCCUACGUAGCUCGCAGAGUUUUGAAAAAGAUGACGAAUAUUGCAUUUGUGUGGGAACCCUGUCUUUUAAGCACAUAGACGUUGCAUGAAAUAUGUUGGGAAAGCUAUAACUGUGGUUUUAACUGUUAAAUGUUGAGGAAUGGCAUGGAACAGUGGUGCAAAUGAUAAAUAGACUGUAACAGAUAGGUAAUGUACAGAGAUAGGCUGCUUUAAGACAGAUUCACACUGACAGAGUGACAAAUCAGGCUCAACAGCACUCCAGACGAAAUACUGAAAAAUGAUAUUCAGCGAUAUGUUGUGAUAAUUGGUUUAGUAAGGUGUCAAAGCCUCUGAAAUUUUACAAAAUGUUUUCUUUUCUAUUUUAUUUAUCGGCUCUGAUCUUAAAGAUCCACUGAAGUUUUACUUGAAACAAUCAGAAAUCAGAACCAAAACCUCUGACAAGGGAGCGGAUACACAACUAAAACAUGAAACAUUCAAUCCAGAUAAGUAAAUCCUGACAAAGGUGUCUUUUGGUUUAUUUUUUCCGUUUUUUUUGCCUCCAGUCUGCUGCAGCAUUAGGAAGUAAAGAGGGCUAUUAAUAACCCACAAGACAACGAUCAGUACAUUAUGUAAAUUGCUGUACAGACUCAUUCACACAGAGGUGGAUGUAUUUUGUCGUAGGCAUGUCCAGGUGUACAUAGGAUGCCUGGUUGUGCUAUUUUUAACGUUGUGCACCUCUUUUGAGGUCAAGUCAUGGCAUUAAUAGGAAACAGGCAGAAAGAGGAAAAGUGGGCAGUUGUGCCAAAAUGUGUUUCUACCAAAAUUGGUUUUGUUUGCGGCUUCUUUUAGGCAGUGUAAAUAUUGAUUUACAGACAGACAUCUUUGCUAGAAAGUAUUUGAAAGUGAGUGUUGUUAGAAUAGGCUACUGAGGACAGCAAAUCGCUAUUUUUGAAUCAGAACCCUACCCGUGCUAAAAAAAAGAAAAAGGAAAAAAAAAAAAAACGACCAAAUGCAUUUGUUAUCUUUUUGGGGAUCUGUAGAUGAUCUGUUGACAUUAAUCCAACACAUUUUAGGAAUUAUUUAACAAUUAUGUAUUUCCCCUUGUUUGAGUUGCACAGUACAGGAGUACCACUUCUAGGACAGGUGACCUGUAUCACCAAAAAUAUUUUUCUUUGUUUGUUUAAAUCAAAUAUUUUUAUCUUUCAUUUAUACUACUUAUAUUAUACUAUCUUACCUUUUAUUCCCAACACAUUUUUUUAGACAGUUGGCCAAAUGUUUUCCAUCCUUGUUCAGAUGGAUGUCCCAAAAUUAUCUUGCAGCUAAGAAGAGAAGUCUCUCUUCUUUUAUAACGAUGCAAAUGUGCUGGAUUCUGUAACUGAUAUCCAUUCAAAAUAUUUUAUAAUGUAUAGCUUGAACAGUACCGGCACCUGCACUUCUACAUAUAUACUGUUGUAGGCAGCUUUGCUGUUAAGUUGUUUCUGUUCUUCGAUUCAUCUUGGCAUAUCUUUAUGGUCAUAUUUCAUCCAUACUUGUGUAGAAUAGAAUCCCCAGCUACUUGUUACAUUCCCCCAUCAUGUGUUCAUAUACAUGUAGGCAUGUUUUUAUGAUUUUGUGAAUCAUGCUUUUAAUUAAAAACACACACAUAUGGUGUCCUUUCUCCCUGAAAUUAAUCAGUGGUCAUCGGAGCUGCAGAAAUCUCACAAACAGUCUUUUAUUUAAUUGAUCGUACCUGCAGAAAUCCAAAAUUAAACUGAUAGUGUGUCGCAAUGUUAACGCUAUUUCUAGUAUCAUAGUUGAAAAUGUCACAAAUAGUGAGUAAAGAUGGGUAUUUCCUCUUUUUUUUUUUCUUCAUUGUGGGACAGUCGAGAUCAUCUACACCACACUUACAGAAAUUGAGUAUUCUUUGCAUUUUUAAGUGUCCUUCAUUUUAAUAUUUUUAGUGUGUAUGUGCGACUCAAAGCACAGUCCGAAUACAGUGUGCAAUUAGAGUCAAGCUGGUUUUCGAGGUCACUUCAAUUUUUGAAUGUGUGUCGAACUCCUGUUGUUGGAAAAUGUGUGUGUGGCGUUCCCGGUGUGUUUCUGCAUGUUUUGUUUGUUUUUUAAAAAAGAUUUUUUCGGCAUAGACGCCUUUAUUUAACAGUAGACAGACAGGAAACAGGAGAGAGAGGGGGGUGUGACAUGCAGCAAAGGACCUCCGGCCGGGAUUCGAACCGGAGUUGGCUGCGUAUGUGGCAUGCGCUCUAACCACUCGACCACCUGCGCGCCGUUUCUGCAUUUUUUAACGAGCUUUGUGUAAAGAUAUUUUAACACAGCCCAGCAGUCCUCGGAGAGAUGCACUGUUACAGCCUUAUAUUAAUUAUACGUGAUAAUGUUGCUUUAAUGUGUACACCAGUGCCUCAUUACUAUACCGAGUGUGAGGUUUUUUGUUUUUUUUCCUUAGUUACAGUCUUUAUAUUGUGCUUUCAGUUCUCAAUAUUGAAGUUCAUAUUUAAAAACAACAGUUUCAGUGCGUUUGUGAGGAGAUCUGUUUUGUUACCUCAGCAGUUUUGCCUUUCUGAGCCAUUUAAAUCAUCUGCUGACGGUGAAGCAUAGUACUAAGGUAGUAUCACAAUUCAUCUUUAAAACAUUCACCUUCCUCUAAAUUGUGUGCCGCAAGAGUUUAAACUUGUCAAGUGACCACAUAUUGUCAGCAAAUAGUCUGCUGAGUCUCAAGUGAAUGAAUCACAAUCUGAGUGUAGGGGUUCAUUUUAAGAAAUACGGCUUGGGCUCAGGCAGAGGUCAGAGGUCAGAUCAAGCUAAUGGCCCUGUGAGGUUGUUUUCAUAACUAAAAGUACAUCUAAAAAACAUGUUUGUUUUUUGAGUUCCAUUCACACAGGUGACAAAACAGCCGAUGGUAGCUCAGUACCAGAUUAUGUCAAUAAUUCAGUAUGUUGUUAUUACAACCAAAAGAAAUGGAACAAAGAGAGAUUUAACUGGUUUGGUGUUGGUUUCAGUUUUGAAAUGAUUAUUCACUAAUGCCAUUCUCUCGUUCCAGCUUCACACUUAUCUGUGAUUUAAAUCAAAUUCAAUUCAUUUUCAUUUUCAUUCAGACCAAUUCCAUUUGUCAUUGGUCUGACAAAACCAUCAUCUUUUGGCUCUCCAUUUUCCGAAAUUUUAUAGAUACAUUAUUCAUUGAUUUAUCAAAAAAUUUGGAAUUAAUGAAAUGUAAUGAAAAUAAUCAUUGGUGCAGCAUGAAUGGCAAUGCUUUAGAAAAGUGUCCGUGUGGAUGGAAGCAUGUUUGUUUUCAGAUAUAUCCACAUUAGGAUGGACAUUACUGGACGUGUAGUUUUUGUCAGUACUAUGUUGAUAUGUUACAGUAGAAUCAAAACUUUAAACAGUUUUGUAGGGAAUAAAAAAAACGAGAUACACAAAUUUUAAAACUGUCCAUCAAGCUGGCUGUUAAACCUGCAGUGUGGAACUUUUACAUAGAAAUCAUCCCUUACAUUCAAGCUCUACUAAACAAGUUCAUUGAAUGCUGAUUAAGCCUAUCGCCACCAGAUAAAUCUCUCUAAAGAGUUUUGACUUAAGUCUUAAUUUUGACAUUCUCACGCUAGCUGGAUGAGUGCGUACUGAGCACACUCUAUGGGCAGAGCAUACACACUAGAGACUACCGCCAGCUCUCUGCUAACUUUACUGGGGAUAAAAUAAUUUAAUUGUCAAGCUCUUCUACAUUUUCCAAAUGUUUUCGGACCAAUUAGAUCAAAUUCUGAUAGUGAAAUGAGUCAUUUCACUAAAUAAUUUAUCCAGAGCCUAAAUUACUUCAUAAGUGUGUCAACAAUGUUUUUGUAAUCACUCUUACCACCAGAAGGGAGAGACAAAAGUCCCACACUCCAGCUUUAAAGGUUUUUUGUUUUGUUUUUUAUGCUACCCAACCAACUCUCUUUGUGCACUUGUUUGCAGACUGUAGUGAAUGUUAUCGCUGCUGUGGUACUCGGCCUGGUAAAUGAUGAAGCUGAGCUUCAAACAUUUGAACUAUACAACAAAGUUGCACUGUAAGUGGCAGAAGCAUCACCCAAACUACUUAACUCUAAUGGUGUUUUUAGUAAUUUUGGUAAAUCAAACCUUUAAAGUGCUGUUGAAAAUGAGCUGACUGAUUUUGGGAAAUGUUCUCAUUAUCCAUGCUCAUAAGUCAUGUUCUUUUUACAGGAAGCAUUGUUCUCAGCUGGUCCUUUGUACAGAUGUGUCUGAUCACACCAGUUUCACAACACAGUGGGUUGUAUCCCAUUUUUGUUCAAUGUUACAUGAGCGGUCCAGCCUUGAAAAACGUCCAAAACAAUUCUGUUUCUGUCUCUGAUCGUCUCAUAGAUCAACUUUGAUUUGUUUGACUUUGAUUGUGAUUGUGCUGUAAAAUUCAUCAUGCUGGCAAAAAUGAUUUUAGAACUGUGUUUGAGAUGUGUUAAAUGUUUUAAGCUUAUGCAGAGAUUUAAUCUAUUUUCUAAUUAGUUUUGCUUUUUAUGUUGAUCUGUUUUGAUCUAUGCGCUUUUGGCUGAUGCUGCUUUCCAUUCCUGCUUGAAUUUCUUUUGGGGGGGGAAAACAAAGAAAAAAGAAUGCUCCUGCCACUGAGUCAGCUACAUUUAAACUCUUCUCUUAUUUGCCUAAUAAUUUAUUCCCUUCACCAGCAUUUUAUUUUCAUGGUGAACAACUUGAGUUCCCUUUAAUAAAACACACAAUCAUGUGUGAACAGCAAGCAGCAGAAAACAAUCUGAACUAAAGGGAAAUGUUUAUGAAAAAAAUGUUUGUUUAUGUUGCUAUAGUUUUUGAAAUAACAGUAACCAAGAUUAUUCUCAAUGGCAUAGUUGAAAAUUUUGGGGGGGAAAACAACAACUUUGUACUAGCAGUUUUUUUGGCGAACAACAGCCGGGGGUGGUGACUUGUCAUCACACUGCUCAGAAUUACUGGGUGCACAGUUAUUCCCCUAAAACUACAAAUUCUAGUAUUUACAAUUCUGCGUUUGAGUGGAUUAAACAAUUAGGAUUAAGAAUGUGUUAAUUGUUCAGGUUUACAGAUGCUUGCAAGUAUAUCUUUAAACUUUGGACAGAACCAGGCUAGCUGUUUCCCACUACUUUUAGUCAUUAUGCUAAGCUAAACUGGUGGGAGGUUCAUAGUGAAAUCGAACUUCUCAUCUAACUUAAUAAUUCCACUAUUUGGUGUAACUAUCUUAUCAUGUAAUACACUUUAUAUAAAAGCUUGAUUUAAUGAAACGUGCAAUCGUUGUGUUGAUAUAGAGGCACAGGUGCAAUUCCUGCGUCUUUAUUCACUCCACAAAUAAAUAUAUUGUUUGUGAUUGUGUAGCGCUUGACAACUCGUUUUUGAUAGAAAGAGCAUAAAAUAGUUCCCUUCUGACAACCCCAGAGAGCCGCUGCAAAAUAUUGUAUUUUUUUUUUUUAUCAGUGUGCCAUGUGAGCAGUUGUUUUUUUUCUUCUUUAAGUUACCUCUUAAAACCUUUCCAUCAAUACAUUUCUCAAAAUAUUGUAGUUUUAAUUUCAGAUGUCCUUUGAUUGCUUUACCUCAAAAGGAGUUAAAAAUCUGUCUGAUUUUUCACAAUUCCAAACUCACUUUCCCUUCAGACAUCCCCUUUUUUUUUUGUUUUUUUGUUUUUUAUCUUAGCUAAAGAACCCUUUACCUAUGUCAUGUUGAGAAAAAACUAAAACACUUACAUUGAUUAAGUUAAGAAGAUAUUGGUGUUUAGUUAAGUAUAAUCUUGGUCAUUAAGCAUCAUUCAUCCUGAUAAAACAGCCUGAACUUAUUGAGACAUUUUUUAUUGGCUUAAUUCUUAAUUUAAAGACAAAAUGUACAACACACCCUCUUCUAAACUAAUGUAGGUUGUUAAAAAGAGAGUUUUUGUGUCCCACUUCUAUUUAAAAGCUGUCUUAGAGGCAUUAGUCAAAAUGUUUCAGAUUUUAAAAUACUUUGUGGAAAUUGUUAUUAAUUGACAAAUCUGCUGUCUGACAGAAGAAGAAAAUCUAUGAAUAUUUUUGAAAAUUUCUCUUCACUUCCACAGAUCAUUUGCAUUUUGGUGUCUGUUCAGCUUGUAUCAUUGCUGUCUAUAACCUUGUUUUGCUUGUUCAAUUAAUGAAUUUCUAUGGAAGUUUCAAGUGGAGGUUUUUUUUUUUUUUUUUUUUGACAGAAUGGGUUUGGGUUUAUAUACUGUAAAUUCAGUGUACACUCAAAUAAAAUA
Messenger RNA from Scomber scombrus (Atlantic mackerel), 7746 nucleotides. RefSeq names its product brain mitochondrial carrier protein 1-like. Gene Ontology annotation, biological process: mitochondrial transport. NCBI's taxonomy places the organism in Eukaryota, Metazoa, Chordata, Actinopteri, Scombriformes, Scombridae. The transcript is spliced from 9 exons. The record is from RefSeq and is a predicted model, not a curated record. Gene Ontology annotation, cellular component: mitochondrial membrane. The coding region runs from base 150 to 1010 and encodes 286 amino acids.